Molecule: messenger RNA, 536 nt
Organism: Micromonas pusilla CCMP1545
Lineage: Eukaryota; Viridiplantae; Chlorophyta; Mamiellophyceae; Mamiellales; Mamiellaceae
Exons: 2
Coding region: 78-365 (95 amino acids)
Biological process (GO): P-body assembly; mRNA splicing, via spliceosome
Cellular component (GO): catalytic step 2 spliceosome; P-body; precatalytic spliceosome
Molecular function (GO): RNA binding
Source: RefSeq, a predicted model, not a curated record
GCGCGCGCGACGCGAACGCGAACGCGAACGCGAACGCGAACGCUAACGCUAACGCUAACACCCCACCGUUCACGAAGAUGGCGGAGGAGGACACGACCGUGAAGGAGCCCCUCGACCUGAUCCGCCUGUCCCUCGACGAGCGCGUCUACGUCAAGCUGCGGGGCGACAGAGAGAUUCGGGGGAAGCUGCACGCGUACGACCAGCACCUGAACAUGAUCUUGGGCGACGUCGAGGAGACGAUCACGACCGUGGAGAUCGACGACGAGACGUACGAGGAGAUCGUCAAGACGACGAAACGGGCGGUGCGGUAUCUCUUCGUGCGCGGCGACGCGGUGACCUUGGUAUCGCCUCCCUUGCGCACGUGACCGGGGGGCGGGGGGGUCGCGCGCGGGCGCUCGUCGCGAGAAAACCAAACGGCGGAACGAAUCCAAACGGACGGCGGGGACGCCUCGGACGACGCGCGACGCGCGCUCACUUAGCACGGGAAAGGAACGUAGGAGGUAGUCGUUCUCGUAUGAUCAUCAGAGGGUGUUAGU